GCAUGCGUCAUUGUGUGUGAGCGUGUGAGAGAGAAACAGAGCGAGGGAUGACAUAAUCCAGACCCAGAGGAAGAAGAGAGGACCAAGGGAAGACAGGCAGAGGAGAAGGAAAGCACACUGAAGAACAAGACAAAGAACAGAGGGACCUACACUAGACCUCCACUACUACUAUCUACUACUACUACAAAGUACUACUACUACUAAGUACUACUACUACUACUACUACUACUACUACACGUAACAUGUCUCAGAUGGAGGAUGGCGACGAGCAGGUGCAGCGUCCUGAGGUGCGGGAGGAAGACCUCCUGGAAGCGAGGGACCAACUGAGCGAGAAGAAGGAAGUGAAGAGCAAGACCUUUGAAGUGAUGGAGGAGUGUGAACGUGCUGGCAAAGCAGCCCCUUCAGUGUUCAGUAAAAAUCGCUCAGGGAAGGAGACGGCGUUCAACAGCAAACCAGGCAAGAAGUAACACCCCCAGACUCAGAGUACCUUUUGGCCUGCUUCGCACAUGUUUACCAACCACCAGCAACAACUACCCGUUUCACGCACUCCCAUCUGUACACACUACUAGAAGAUGAAUAGCCAGAAUGGAAAUGUGUGGAAAGUAGCGUUUGUGUUUACAUAAGGGCUAAAUAAAUAAAGGUUUAACUUCCUCCAAUACCGUUGUUGUCACCAUGUUGGCACUGAAUGAAUUUACGGGGAUAAAGACAAGUACUUCAAGUGCUUGUUUACAAAUACUACCAGCUAUUUGCUGGGCUCUUCUAAAUUCUCAUGUAUGGCAUGCUAAUGGGUUUUUGUAAAAAAGAUCAAGUUCGUUUACAACUAGUCUUGACAAUGAAAAUACACAACAUGGGCCCUUUGGUACAAUAGUUUUCUUCAGAAUGCAUUCUUUCCACAGUACAAUCCUGGCAUCUGAGGUGGAAGCAGCAGUUAAGUCAUUUUCUGCGCAUUUACAACAGGCACUCUGACAAAUAGUAAUUAAUAAUUAAAUAAUACCAGUAGCCUACUUAGUCAUAUGAAAGUCUAUAUUUUGCUUCAGUAUACCACUCUGGUCAGGCAAGUAAAUAUUCACGAAUAAGACCACAAUUGUGUUUUUUUUUUUUUUAAACCCACUUUUUUUUAUACACUUUGGAAAUAACCUACUAAAAUUACACACUAUACUCGAAGUGUUGAUCAAACUA
Engraulis encrasicolus (European anchovy) is the source of this 1179-nucleotide messenger RNA. It is a transcript of the gene mustn1a, whose product is annotated as musculoskeletal, embryonic nuclear protein 1a. The transcript is spliced from 3 exons. Gene Ontology annotation, biological process: chondrocyte differentiation; tissue regeneration; chondrocyte proliferation. The record is from RefSeq and is a predicted model, not a curated record. Bases 243 to 467 code for a protein of 74 amino acids. Gene Ontology annotation, cellular component: nucleus. NCBI's taxonomy places the organism in Eukaryota, Metazoa, Chordata, Actinopteri, Clupeiformes, Engraulidae.